Diabrotica virgifera virgifera (western corn rootworm) is the source of this 842-nucleotide messenger RNA. RefSeq lists its product as uncharacterized. Gene Ontology annotation, molecular function: phosphatidylinositol bisphosphate binding. The transcript is spliced from 6 exons. Gene Ontology annotation, cellular component: membrane. Lineage: Eukaryota; Metazoa; Arthropoda; Insecta; Coleoptera; Chrysomelidae. The record is from RefSeq and is a predicted model, not a curated record. The coding region runs from base 72 to 842 and encodes 256 amino acids.
AGUACGCCAGACUUCACUUAGGACGUACUUAUCUAUCUUUUUUUAUUAUUUUUUUUUAUUUGAUAUUCUAAAUGGAAACCAAGCAACUUCUUCAGGUCGAUCGCGAAUUAAUUAGAAAAAAAUGGGGGAAAACAGAAGGAGAUGUAAUGAAGGAUAUUUUAAUUAUACGAGAAUGGUUAAAAACACAGAAACACCUUCCAGAAGUACCAAGCAAUAAUAUGAUAGAAUUUUUUCUUACUAAUUGUAAGUUCAGCAUUGAGAAAACAAAGAAAAAUUUGGAUAUGUACUAUACUAUACAAACUUUAUUGCCAGAGCUGUACCAAAAUUGCAACCCCUGUGCUCCAGAAAUGGAUCGGGUUCAUGAUAUAGUGUCUUUCCUUUGUAUACCUACUCUCACACCAACAUUACAUCGAUUAACUGUAAUUCAAUAUCACGACGUAGACGCAAACGACAACGAUAUGAAGGGAAUAUUGAGUUUGUUCCUCAGAGUUUUCCAUGAAAUUAGGAUGCACGAAGAUUUAGCAAUGGGAGAAAUAUACAUACUAGAUCUUGAGCGUAUUAAAUUUUCAGUUAUUUCCAGGUUAACACCGUUAUUGUUUAAAAAAGUGGGAUUUGUAUUCGAGAAAAUACACAGCUCUCGCAUGCACGCAUUGUAUUUUUAUAAAGCUCCUACAUUAUUUCAUAAUGCAUUAAUUUUAUUUAAGUCCUUAUUGUCCAAAAAAUUAUCUGACAGGGUCCACAGUUAUCAAUCCAUGGAUGAAAUAACAAAACAUAUACCUAUUGAACUUCUUCCUUGUGACUAUGGUGGUCAACAAAAAUCUAUUAAAGAGCUGCAGGGAUAA